Liolophura sinensis is the source of this 1169-nucleotide messenger RNA. RefSeq lists its product as uncharacterized. The record is from RefSeq and is a predicted model, not a curated record. Lineage: Eukaryota; Metazoa; Mollusca; Polyplacophora; Chitonida; Chitonidae. The transcript has a single exon. The coding region runs from base 87 to 1100 and encodes 337 amino acids.
AUUCGUCUGGCGUCCGAACAGCGCGUGGAGCGGACUGUGCAAAGAGUGAGGUGAAUGGAACCUACAGCCUUCGCUAUGAUCGAUUGAUGGCGAAGACCACAGUGCACGGUUGGAAACACUUCAGCGAUACGCCAUAUUGUGUGUGCAGAAGGCGAUGCCUCCCAGCCAUUUACUAUAAGCUAGCAGCCAUGGACUGGGAACGCCACGGGGUCGGGCCUCCUUCUGCUUCUGAUAAUAGUCAUGCUGCUGAGAACAGUAUACCGAAAAUACGAGUGGACAGAAUUGAUAAGUACGAAGCCAAUGCAGGACUGCCGCAAUCGAAAUCUGACAGCGAUCUUGGAGGGCCGACGGUCAGUAUGCCCGAUAUUACAUUCGCCUUGGCUGAUUCGGGCCACAAUCUUGUGGAAGGGCAACCAGAAGACGGCCAAGGCGGUGUUAAACGGUCGGGCAGUAAACUGAAUGUGUACUGUUCCCCGCGGAUGACCAGGAGAUCCUUCCAAGACGGAGAUACGUCUGGCGACCCGGAGUGCUGGCUCGAUGGAUUUGAGCCCUCUCGCUCUCUACUGUCUUUACGGAGUUCCACUCAACUAGGCAGUACUACCUCACUGGAUACGAACUUCACAGGCAGGUCUCUGGGUCUUUUAUCUGAUGAUUCCGACAGAACAUUCCUUUCGGACAAACCUGUUGUGCCCAACAGUCCCACCAGAAAAUUACUUCGAAGAUUUUUUUCAAAUCCAGAAAAUUGCCCCGGAGGUGACGCGACGAUUAAUCGGAGUUCCAAAUCGUGGACAAACCUCAAGGAGGUGCAAAUGGCCUGUAUUGAUAUAGAAGAGGUGGAGAAACGCUUGACGGAGGAGGGGAACCCGUCAGGACCAAGUGAGAUUCAGGCAAUCUUAGAGAAUCUAAACAGGCCUGGCCGUGACUCCCCCCAGUCUUUUGACCUUCUUUGUGAGGAUUCGAUGAGGUCUAAUUUCGUGUCCUCCAGACGCACCCAGAAGGCCCUCAGUGAAGGGCGAAUUCGCCAGUGGCUGCAUGACCUUAGUCAAGAACAACAGCAACCAAACACUAACGAUGGACAAGAUGACGUUGUCAAACACUGAGACUGAUUUUGACGUCGUUAAGAUGUUUUUCUUAUUCUGUAACCUCUCCAGUGAAUAGUAAUCAGAAAA